CGUAGAUUAAAACCUGAACUAAGGUUCGGGACCGGGCAGGACUGACUGGGCGCUGAGCGGCCUGAGUAAAUUGCCGAGUUAUCCAGUUACUGAGCUUCUCUCGUCCAGUUCAGUACGGUCGUCCUACUCUGUGAAGUUGAUCUUGAGGUCAUCUGCGUCACCGAGGCUAUGGGAGGCGAUGAGAAGCAGCAGCGGCCUAUACCUGUUAUCGACGUAGGAAAGCUUGGUCUAGGGAACGAACCAUCGCCGACAGACCCCGUCUGGCUGAGGGUAGGGAAGGAAAUUACGGCUGCCUUCCAGCAUAUUGGUUUUGUUUACCUGAAAGCACACGGAGUUCCCGAGGGGCAGGUCGAUCAAAUCGUAAGCGCAGGGGCAAAGUUCUUCGACCUCUCUCAGGAGGAGAAGGACAAGUUCCCCAGGGACCCUGACAAGCAGCAAGGCUACGUCGCCAUAGGCAGAGAAAGGUUCAACGACAUCCAUUCCUAUGAGAUACGCGAAGCCUAUGAUGUCAAAAGAACCGACGGAAUGUUCCCUGAUAUCGCCGUUCCGGAAUUCAGGCCGGCCGCAGCUGACUUCAUAGACACAUGCAUGAAGCUUACAAAUCGAAUUCUGAUCGCAAUGGCUCUAGGACUAGAUUUGGAUCGCAACUUCUUCGUCAACACCCACCGGGAAAUCUGCAGCGAUAACAACGCCUCCUGCCUCCGGCUGCUCCAUUACCCACCCGUGGCACCAGAUAUUUCGGAGGGAGCGAUCCGCUGUGGCACUCACACCGACUACGGCACCAUCACCCUCCUCUUUCAGGAUGACUUGGGCGGCUUAUACGUGCGUGAUCGCAAAGGCCAGUGGGUAAGCGCUGAACCCAUACCAGGAACCAUUUUGGUCAACGUUGGUGACAUCUUGCAGUUCUGGACGUCGGAUAAACUCAUAGCUACGGAACACAAAGUCCUGAUUCCUGAGGAAGAAGUGCGUCGGAGAACCUGCAGGCGAUCUACGGUGUUCUUCGUCCAUCCGGAUGACCCGGUCCUCAUCCGCCCUCUCUACGGUGCAUCCACCUUUACUCCUGUCACAGCUAGGGAUCACGUACUCAGGAGAUUCCGGGAAACUUACAAGUAUUAGAAGUAUUGGUGUGUGUUUGAGAGAGAUAGAGAACAUUACAAACAUACUAUAGAGACAGAGGUGCCUGGGGUGUUGUGCCAUCAAGAGAUUUGGUUAGAUGGGCCUAAUGGAGGCAGAAUCCGAUUAGCUAACACUUUCCACCACAUUUCCCAAUGUACAGAGCUGAAUUAGCAGUCGUAAUAUUACUUCCAAUGUUACUUCUGCUUUUAUUUGCCUUGACAUCCGCUGGAACCAUGCUAGAUCAGACAGAGCAAAAAUUUCAGUUCUCGUGCACCUAUAAAGCUACUAGAGUGUUUCUGGAAACUUCACAAAUAUUACCAUGUACUUCAAAGUGUCAGGAAAACCUGCCAACGUUCCGUCUACUCAAGCGAAUCAUGAAAACUUUUGAAUGUCUAUAUGAAACUCACAGAAACUUAUAAAUAUUAACGUAUAAUCAACAGUUUGGUAAAACCCACAUAUUGACAAGUACUUCUAAGCUUCGGAGAAGCUUACAAAUGAAGGUUCCCAAAAGAAAAUUUUCUUUAAAAACAAUACAACAAAUUCAGGGGCCUACAU
Messenger RNA from Macrobrachium nipponense, 1671 nucleotides. RefSeq lists its product as uncharacterized. NCBI's taxonomy places the organism in Eukaryota, Metazoa, Arthropoda, Malacostraca, Decapoda, Palaemonidae. The coding region runs from base 169 to 1116 and encodes 315 amino acids. Gene Ontology annotation, molecular function: 2-oxoglutarate-dependent dioxygenase activity. The transcript has 8 exons. The record is from RefSeq and is a predicted model, not a curated record.